GGACUUACGGAGUUGCCUGAGCCCAAAAUUUGGGAACCGCGCUGGGCUACUAUCCCUGCUUGUUUUGUUGAGGAAGGAACAAGGGCUUGUAUAGAUGCCUUGACUUCUCUCUUUGGGAACCGUGUUGGGUUGUUGUCCCUGUUCGAUUGAGGGCUUACGAAGUGGCCUCAGAGAUUGGGAGCCGUCGAGGCUGUUAUCCCUGGAGAUUUGAGGGCUUAUAUGGUUGCGUCAACUUGUCGGAGCCUUGGCUGGAGAGCCUAUAUUCGCGAGGACUUAUGAAGUCGCCUCGGUUAUUGGGGCUCGAUUGAUGAGCGUGCAUUGUCGAGGGAUUACAGAACGACCUCGAAUUUUGGGAGCCGCUGGGGCGGUUAUCCCAGAAGCAUCAAGGACUUACAGAGCGGCCUUGGAAUUCGAUAGUAGGCUGAAGAGCCAAUGUUUGUGAGGACUUACGAAGUUGCCUCGGCUUAUAUCAGCGUUGAGCUUGGACUGUAAGACAUAUAAAUUGCUCCCAGGGAGAGUUUCGUGUUGAACCCUUUAUUGAUUUGAAAUGGCAGCCGUGAAUAGUUUACAGUGUACGGCCGAGGUUACUAUCAGUGACCCCGGAUUUCCAAUGCCCGUGAUGGUACAAAGUCUCCGUUUGGCGAGGGCUCAUUGUCUCCUUUACAGCAGCGCUGGGUCACUGGUAGUACCUCACCAAGUGGUGGACGUUCCAUAAUCUCAGAACUUUCGUGCCUUUUGGAGUGCUUAGUUUAUAAGAUCCGAGCCAGACUACAACGGUGAUGAUGUAGGACCCUUCAAAUUUUUUGGCCAUCUUCCCUCCCUCAUUGGGUUGGCUGGCUGUUCGUCGCCUGAGGACGUAGUCCCCUACUUGGAACUCCCGACCUCGGACUCGUGCAUCGUAAUAGCUCUUGAACUGACGUCUGUAGUUCUCCGACCUCAGGAAAGUGUUCUCCCUUCUUUCAUCAAUGAAUUUGAGGUCGAUUCGCAUGUUCUGCUCAUUUUGCUCGGGGUCGUAUGACAGGACCCGCGGGGUCGGGAUUGUGACCUCUAUACGGGCUUUGGCUUCAAAGCCAUAGCAGAGUGAAAAUGGAGUCUCACUCGUUGCUCUGCAGGGAGUUGUUCUGUAGGCCCACAGAAUGUUAUGGAUCUCUUCCACCCAGCCUCCGCCUUCGUCUGUGAGCUUCUUUUUUAAGCCCGCCAAGAUGGUGCGGUUGGCAUUUUCCACCUGCCCGUUGCACUGUGGGUAGGCAACGGAGGCUGCGGUGUGUUUGAUCCCCCAGCUGGCCAGCAUGUCCUGGAAGCUUUUGGCCUCGAAUUGAGUACCGUUAUCUGUGGUGAGCUGUUGUGGCACACCGAAGCGAGUGAGGAUAUUCUUAUGGACAAAUCUCCUGCACUACGCCUCGGUGAUGCUGGCCAAGGGUUCCGCUUCUAUCCAUUUGGUGAAAUAGUCAAUGGCGACUAUAAUCCACCUGUAGUUGCCGGUACCUCGGGGAAGCUGUCCCACGAGGUCUACGCCCCAUCAGGAAAAAGGGAUUGCUGUGUUAAUGGGGGCGUAGUUUACUGCGGGGCGUCCCGAGGCAUUCUGGAAUUGUUGCCACGCGUUGCAACUGUGGGCCAUCCGAGCGCAAUCCUUUGCCAUAGUGGUCCAGAAAUAUCCUUGUAGGAGGAGCUUUCUAGACAUAGUGUGGGGCCCCUGGUGUGCGGAGCAGACCCCGGCAUGCACCUCCUCCAUGGCUAGCUUGGCCUCGCUGUCGCUGAGGUAGCGUAGAAGCAUACCAUUGUAAGAUCUUUUAUAUCGCCGCUUAUUCCAGAUUCAGGUUCAGCCGAAAAUCAGCGACCUCCCUUCAGCUUGCAAAAUAUGACAUAUAUAGCCAUAUUAAGAGGUAUGAGUUCAUAAAUAUGUACUUGCGUUGGAGUGAAGAUGACAAGAACCAACUGAAUAAGUCAAUAUUGAGAAUGGUUGUGCUAAGAGACCACCAUUUUCCAGGUAUUGUGCUUUCGGCGUUUGAAGUGUUCAGGCGUAAGAAUGAAACAAUUCAUUUUAUAGGAGUACUUUCUAGUGUUUAGAAGCCGGUGUCAAAUAAAGCUGAAAUAAGGUAGCUCGACCCCAUUUUUUUAUCAGAUGAAUUGAUUUUCCUAGAGCAAGCCACCCACUCAACAUACGACGAUACAUGUUGCUCCUCUAGCAGAUUUAAGUGAAACAAAGAGCUAGUUUAUUGAGGCUAUAGGUUAACUCAAUAACUCUGACACCAUCCAUCCACUUUCAUUCAAAGAGUAAUUUGAAUACGCAGUAUCUAGAAGUUUAAUUUAUUUAUUUAGCUACUUUAUUGUGACUGGCUCACUAAGUGACAGCUUUGUAAAAUGGGAAGUGUAUUCAUCAUUUCCAACGCCACUUCGACACCUCGUCCAAGAAGUGUGUUACCAAUGCAUUUCAACAGUGUUUUUGACUAUGAUAUGAUGGAUGGUGGGUGACCCGAAUUUGACCCGUAUCUUUAGGCGGGAAAAUGACCUGAUUUUCCACUCCGCUUUGUAUAUAGUAAGAUUAGACAGACUCCAAAAUCUCAUUGAGCGAAAUGGGGUUAGAUGUUGGGUUUUUCUCUCAUUCUAAAUUGGACACUAAUCUUAGAAACCAAAGUUCUUAUCUUUAUAUAAAAAAUCUUAAAGAGUAUAUUAUAUUACGGAGUAUUAUGAUAUACAAAGUUUAAAAUCAAACAACUUUUAAAAAUCAAACAGAUAAUAAAAUAUUAUAUACUCAUGUACGUAGCUUUACAUUUUUAACAUUUUUAAGCAUAAUAAUAAAUAGCUAUUUUUAUCAAAGAGAACUGACUGGUAUACAAUUGUCUACCUCUACCCCCUUAUUGUAAUUGUCUUGUCGCUAAAAAACUCAUCCUAUACUCCCUCGGUCUCUUUCAUAUGAUAAUAUCUUAUUUCUAUCAUAUAAUCACUGGUUCAAUCACUUCAAUGAUUAACAUCGAUCACUGCUUGAUAGGAAAUCACAUAUAAUUGGCACAGUCACUGGUAUAUAUCAAUCACUUUGGUAUAAAAUCACAUAAAUGUGUAAUACUAAACACAUCGGCAUCAUUCUUGUACAAUGGGCAUGAAUGCCUAAUAUUUGGUAGAGUGAUACGAACCUGGGGUGAGGCUGGCCUGUGAAAGAUUAGUCUCUUUUCUGGAACUUCAGCCACAUCAUUGGAACAGUUUGUGUACAAUGAUAAAAUUAAUACUUGUGGAGUGGUGUAUAUAUAACACACCUUGAGCCUCGUAGAAAACCAUCAAAUUCCACUCUUUAUAUAGACAAUAAACGUACAGAAGCAUUAAAGAAGAGAAAAUUAAAUGCUUGGCUGAUUUAGUGUAACUGAAGUAUUUUUGGAGAUUUUUUGGGCGAAAUUUAUGCAUAUGUUUAUGAAUAUAUAUUACAAAGUAUCAUUUCAGAUCACAUACUUCGAUAUUACAAAAUCAUGGCCAAUUUUCAUGCAUAUUUUACUCAACCUUAUGCAAUUUGUGGCUGAUAUUUAGUAUAGUAUUAAUUGAUGUUCCGACCAAAUUUAUCUGCACAUAUUUUUGGCAAUGAGUUAAUUCUUAUAACCGAUGCCAAAGAUUGAACCUUGGGAAAACCAUCCAAUCCUACUUUUUUAUUUAGACAGUAAACCUACAUAAAUUUAUCAAGACUGCAAGAGAGAGAAAAAUGUUUGCCUAAUUGAGUGUAGCAGAACUAAUUUAGGAGUGAUUUGGACAAAGUUUAUUUUGGAAACUUAAGUUUUGUAUAUUUUAGAUAGGGUAAUUUAAGAUGACCUACUUGAAGUUACAAAAUUAAAGGCAGAUUACAGCAUAUUUUAACCAAAUUUAAAAUUUUGCAGCUGAUCAAUGCACAUCAAAUGCCAAGAUUUCUUGGACUGAAACUGGUUUUAUUUCACUUUUUAGUGUUUGUACAUAUCUGGUGUUCAUGUUUAUAACAUAACAUGUAGUACUUUGUAGCCAAAUACUUAUUCUUUUUCUUUUUGAAAACACACUUGUCAUUAUGACUCCAUUAAAAGUGGCAAUGACUAUAACACAUCAAAUGUUACUUAUUGAAUACAGUGAUGCCUAUCAACCAUAUUUUAUUGGUACUUAGGUUUGUCCAUCCCCAAAUGAUGGGAAAGGUUCACAAAGCGAACAGAAACCUUGAUAUCAGAAUGCCUUGAUAUCAGAAGUUACAAAAUUAAAGGCAGAUUACUGCAUAUUUUAACCAAAUUUAAAAUUUUGCAGCUGAUCAAUGCACAUCAAAUGCCUGCAUUUCUUGGAUUGAAAGUGGUUUUAUUUCACUUUUUAGUGUUUGUACAUAUCUGGUGUUCAUGUUUAUAACAUAACAUGUAGUAAUUUGUAGCCAAAUACUUAUUCUUUUUCUUUUUGAAAACACACUUGUCAUUAUGACUCCAUUAAAAGUGGCAAUGACUAUAACACAUCAAAUGUUACUUAUUGAAUACAGUGAUGCCUAUCAACCAUAUUUUAUUGGUACUUAGGUUUGUCCAUCCCCAAAUGAUGGGAAAGGUUCACAUAGCGAACAGAAACCUUGAUAUCAGAAAAUUGAACCAUGUGAUAGAAAAACCAUGGCACAGAAAAAACCUAUUGUACUUGAUAAAAAACAACCAUUGUCAAUAUCAAACUCAUCGAUUUUAUAUUAUCGGAAGUAAUCAGCCAUUUAAUCAAUCGGCUCUCUUUUAAUCUCAUGGGUCCUGCGUAUCUUGCUGCUUGAUCCCUGGGUCGCAUCAUCCUCUGCCUCAACUACUUCCCUCUUUCCAUUUGACUUGCUGGAUGGAGUGGUUUCUUCAUCCUAAAAAAUCAUCAUUUUAAACAAUGAUAUUUAAACUUUGAACACAUCUAAUGAGCUAUAUAUGCAUGUGUAUUUUAUAUCAAAUAGUUUUGUGUUUCUAUCAUAACAAACAUUUGAGUGCAGUUGGACCUCUAAGAUAUUAAACUCCACAUUUGAAUCAACCUCUUCCACAGUUUGAAAUUAAUGAUUUUGUAUUUAGAGGGGUCUAUCAUGAUCUUUAUGAAAACGUUUUUAAAACACUGUAAAUUGUUAUCUUACAUUAACAGUUACAUUGGUUCCUUGUGAUGGAAAUCCAGUGUCAUCAACAUCAUCUCCAGUGUCAUCCCGAAACUUUUGUAAAUAGUUGAAACUUUUGUCUUAAAGUAAACACAAUAAAUUAUGUAGUUGAGGUAGUCAAACCUUGAUAAGAUGCAAUGAUUUGAAUUUCUGCAAUUUUUCAGCAUCACUAAACAUCCUUUUAGCAUUAUAAUUCUUCCAUUUACUCUCAAUGUUGACUUCUCUGAUUUCUACCUUGAAUAACAGAGUCUUGUCGAGAAUCGAAUCAAAUUCUUUAGAUGGUGCAAGGCAAGUAUGCUACGAAUGGUGUCAUUCCAAUGGUAUAGAAAAAAGGACUUCCAAAUGCGUAUAAUACGCACAUGAAUCUUCCAUUCGAUUGAUCCAGGCAAGAUAUGUUGCAAGAACGUGCUUGAAGGAUUCAUGUUUUAUUAGAAUACGACUCCGAGUAGACGAACAAAGCAUUACAGGAAAAGCCCGUUAUUCUGGCAUCAUUACACAUGGAUUUGUCCUGGAUGAGAAAGGGCUCAAGAUGAGUAAGUCUUUGGGCAAUGUUGUUGAUCCCAUAACUGUAAUUGAAGGAGGGAAAAACGAAAAGGAAGCACCACCCUAUGGUGCUGAUGUUUUGAGACUAUGGGUUUCAAGUGUUGAUUAUACCGCAGAUGUACUGAUGGGCCCUCAAGUCCUCCGUCAAAUGUCUGAAAUGUACCGGAAAUUGCGAGGAACUUGGCGGUUUCUCUUGGCAAAUCUCCAUGACUGGAAUUUCGGCUAUGAAGUUCCAUACCGUGACCUUCCAAUCAUUGAUCAGCAUGCACUAUUUCAGCUUUCCUCCAUUGUGAAAAGCAUCAAAGAAAGCUAUGACAAUUAUCAGUUUUAUAAGAUUUAUCAGAUUGUUCAACGCUUUGCCAUUGUUGAUCUCUCCAACUUUUACUUUGAUGUAGCAACAGAUCGACUUUAUGUUGGUGGGAGUAGUAGUUUUGCAAGAAGAAGUUGUCAAACUGUCAAACUCAUUUACUUUCAAUUACACGGAUAAUUGCUCCAAUUUUACCCCAUCUGGCUGAGGAUGUCUGGCAGCAUCUUCCUUUCCCGAUAAUACUGAAGAUGGAAAUGUUGCCAAGUUUGUCUUCGAGUCGGGCUGGCCAAUAACAAAUGAGAAACAUCUUUCCUUCCCAGUGGAAGACAUCGAUGUAUGGGCCAAAGUUCUAGAGCUGAGAACUGAAGUGAACAAAGCACUCGAAGUUGCACGUGCUGGGAAGUUGAUCGGUGCCAGUUUAGAGGCAAUGGUCUAUCUGCACACUUCGGAUACCACACUUGCUGUACGGUUAAAGGAAGCAGCACAUGAACCCAAAAAUGAUGCUGAUGCAUUGCAUCGGAUCUUUAUAACAUCCCAGGUGGAGGUCCUUUCAUCUAUGGAAGAUGAACAGAUUGAAGGAAUACCAUACACAGGAGAGUAUGUUAUUCAAGGAGGAAGUAAAGUCUGGAUUGGCGUCUCCCCGGCAAAGGGAGAGAAAUGUGAAAGAUGCUGGAACUAUUCACCUCAAUUAGGUUCCUUUGAUGAUCAUCCUUCACUUUGCAGCCGAUGUCAUGAUGUCGUCACCAAAUAGGCAUCUCCCUGUGCUGAGUACACGGCAGAGGAAGUUACACAAGCCCUAGUGCAAUGAACAUGAGUGAUAUGGGGAUUAUACUGUGCUUCACAACGAAGCCCUUUUGCAAUUUUUUACUCCGUAUUAUUUAGGAAGCAGAAACAAUCUUGUCCCAAUUUUGAUUUAUGUAGUCUUACAAUGUUAUAUGUGGUCACUAAC
Messenger RNA from Cuscuta europaea, 6885 nucleotides. NCBI's taxonomy places the organism in Eukaryota, Viridiplantae, Streptophyta, Magnoliopsida, Solanales, Convolvulaceae. The record is from the annotation of a GenBank genome assembly.